Molecule: messenger RNA, 2349 nt
Organism: Grus americana (Whooping crane)
Lineage: Eukaryota; Metazoa; Chordata; Aves; Gruiformes; Gruidae
Gene: XPNPEP2
Product: X-prolyl aminopeptidase 2
Exons: 20
Coding region: 98-2236 (712 amino acids)
Molecular function (GO): metalloaminopeptidase activity
Source: RefSeq, a predicted model, not a curated record
CAAAGGCGCGGGAGGAGGGACCUGUCACCCGAGGCGCUGGGGAAUCGGGGAAUCGUCCCCUCGGCUCUCCGUCCUGCUGGGCACCCCCGGGGCAGCCAUGUACCCCCCGCAGUGGCUCGCAGCCUGGGUGCUCCUGCUCCACCACGGCUGUGCCGCGGGCCGGCCGCCGCAGGCUGCCUCCGCCAGGACCGACAUCCGGGACUGCUCCACGGACCCACCGUACCUGCCCCCUACGGCCACCAACACAACGGCGCGGCUCGCCGCUCUGCGGGACGCCAUGCGAGCCCACGGCGUCCAUGCCUACAUCGUGCCCUCCACGGAUGCCCACAUGAGCGAGUACAUCGCCGAGCGGGAUGCCCGGCUGGGCUGGCUGACCGGCUUCACCGGCUCUGCAGGCACCGGCGUGGUGACGCAGGACAAGGCUGCCCUGUGGACCGACAGCCGCUACUGGACCCAGGCGGAGCGGCAGCUGGACUGCAACUGGGAGCUGCAGAGGACAACCUGGAUCAAGUCCAUCGGACUGUGGAUCCUGGAGGCGGUUCCCGUGGGGGGGAACAUCAGCUUGGACCCCUUCCUCUUCUCCAUCGACACCUGGAACAGCUACAGCCAGGCUCUGCACGGCUCUGGCAGGACCCUGCUCCCCAUCGAGACCAACCUUGUGGAUCAAGUGUGGGGUGACCAGAGACCCUCUCCCGCCUCCGGCGAGAUCUACAGCCUCCCGACGGCGUUCACGGGGAGCAGCUGGCAGGAGAAGGUGGCUGGGAUUCGGCAGCAGAUGGAGCAGCACGUCCGACGCCCCACGGCCGUGCUGCUCUCGGGGCUGGAGGAGACGGCCUGGCUCUUCAAUCUCCGCGGAGAUGACAUCCCCUACAACCCCGUCUUUUACGCCUACACCCUGCUGACCAACACCACCAUAAGCCUGUUUGUGGACGAGACGCGGCUGGCGGCGGCGGCGCGGCAGUCCCUGCAGGCAGGCUGCCCGGGGCCGCUGUGCGUGGAGCUGCAGCAGUAUGGGCAGGUGGGCGCCCACCUCCGCGGCUACACCCAGGAUAACGUCACCGUCUGGCUGGGCACCGAGUACACCACCUACGGCCUCUACAGCGUCAUCCCCCAGGAGAAGCUGCUGGAGGACAGCUACUCCCCCGUCAUGCUGGCCAAGGCUGUGAAAAACAUCAAGGAGCAGGAGCUGCUGCGAGCCGCUCACGUUCGGGACGCGGUUGCUGUCAUCCAGUACCUGCUGUGGCUGGAGAAGAUGGUCCCGCAGGGGCAGGUGGACGAGUUUUCGGGGGCACAGCACAUCGACACACUCCGACAGGCCCAGGAGCACAGCCGUGGGCCCAGCUUCCAGUCCAUCUCCGCCAGCGGGCUCAACGCCGCGCUGGCCCACUACAGCCCCUCCAACGGGAGCAGCCGGAAGCUGUCUGUGGAUGAGAUGUACCUUUCGGACACCGGCGGGCAAUAUCUGGACGGGACGACAGACAUCACGCGGACGAUGCACUGGGGUGUGCCGACCCCGCUCCAGAAGGAAGCCUACACCCGCGUGCUGAUGGGCAACAUCGACCUGUCCCGCCUCGUCUUCCCACCCAACACGGCAGGGAGAACGGUGGAGUCCUUUGCCCGUCGGGCGCUCUGGGACGUGGGACUCAACUACGGCCACGGGACCGGCCACGGCAUCGGCAACUUCCUCUCGGUCCAUGAGUGGCCCGUGGGCUUCCAGUCCAACAACGUGCCGCUGACGGCCGGCAUGUUCACCUCCAUCGAGCCCGGGUACUACCGGGACGGCGAGUUCGGGAUCCGAAUCGAAGACAUCGCCCUCGUGGUGGAGGCGCAGACCGAGGUAGUGCGACGGGGCUGGGCAAAGGGGUGGCACGGCACGGGGGGGCUGCACCAAGCAGGGGUGGGGGCACCAAACGGCACCUCUCUGCGGCAGCACCAGAGCGGGGAGGAGCCCUUCCUGACCUUCGAGGUGGUGUCCCUGGUGCCCUACGACCGCAACCUCAUCGACCUCAGCCUCCUGUCACCGGAGCAGAUCCGGUACCUGAACGCCUACUACGAGACCAUCCGGGCACGCGUGGGGCCCGAGCUGCAGCGGCAGCAGCUGGAGGAGGAGUACCGCUGGCUGCAGAGGAGCACCGAGCCCUUCCCGCUGGGCAGCGCCGCCGCCACCACCGCCACCCUGGGCACGCUGGCCCUCGCCUCCCUCCUCUCCGCACUGCUCACCGGGUUGCAGGCCUGACCCCGCCGCCGGCCAGCCCCCUUCCCGCUGCGGAUCUUUCUUCUCCCUGCCGCUCACUUCCUUUUUUUUUCUUUUCUAUUUGCUCGUCGGUGAUUAAACAUGAGCAAUGCCGG